UUAGACGGUUGCUCAGGGUGAACGCAACGAAGUGAACACAUACAGCAUUACAACAAACAAGAAUCACAUUUUCCCCUAAAUCUACCCAGUCUCCCCUUUCCCUCACACAUGGCGUCCAAUACUAAUAUAGAUAUCGAGGGUGCUACCCAGCAUCUCCGGGACAUUCUUAAGCUCGACCGUCCUGGGAACGGCACUGAUACACAAUCAAGUGAUGGUCCAAAAAUGCCAUCUUUUAACGGAGAGCUGAAUGGCUUAUUGGGAGCAGCAGGCCUUCUGGGAGGUCCUGAUCGGUCAACCUUAUCGGAAUCUACCAGACCAAUCUCCACAGAUCUCAGCAGCACACAGGAGACCCAGAUAAUCUGCCUUUCUGGAGAUGAUGGCUCCACCUGUAUCCCUAUAACCUCUAACAAUGUGGAGAUCGUGGCAAGUCAGGAUUCUGCUAUAAACAGCAAGGCCCGUGGCAGCAACAAGGUGAAGAUCCAGCCUGUUGCCAAGUAUGACUGGGAACACAAGUAUUAUUAUGGCAGACUGAUUGCCGUCUCUAACUCCUUUGUAGCUUAUGCUAUAAGAGGAGCCAACAACCAUGCAAUGAUCCGUGUCCUGAGUGUGGGUUCUGCAGAGCGCUCUCUACUUAAGGGCUUCACAGGAGCAGUCACAGAUCUGGCUUUCGCCCAUCUGGACUCAUCUCUCUUGGGUUGUGUAGAUGAAGCAGGCAACUUGAUGGUUUGGCAGCUCACAUGCACUGGAAGCAAAAUUCUUGACCAAAUGGUGGUGCAUAUUCGACGGCCAGAAGACACUCCAUUAAACUCUCACCGCCGCCUCAUCUGGUGCCCGUUCAUACAGGAUGACAAUGAAGAGAAUCAAGAUGACAACAGCCAGACCUUAGCCCUUUUACAUGAAGACAGGGCUGAAGUGUGGGACCUGGAAGUUUUAAGAGCCAACAACAGCAGUUGGCCUGUUAAUGACACAGAUCUCAAAGAAGGCCUCAUCACAGUUAAAGGCCAUACCCAGCGAGUCAGUGAAGGGGCUUUGUCUCCAGAUGGAACUGUACUGGCUACAGCUAGCCAUGAUGGCUACAUAAAAUUCUGGCAAAUAUACAUAGAAGGGACACAGGACAAGCCAAGAUGUCUUCAUGAGUUGCGGCCUCAUGGAGGACGUCCCCUCUCCUGCCUUCUUUUUUGUGACAACCACAAGAGGCAGGACCCUGAGGUCCCUUUCUGGCGGUUCCUGAUAACGGGGGCAGAUCAGAACCAGGAGCUGAAAAUGUGGUGCACUGUUUCUUGGACUUGUUUACAGACCAUCAGGUUUUCGCCUGAUCUGUUCAACUCACCAGUUCUGCCAAGUCUCAAGGCCAGUCUCGACCUUUCUGCUGAGUAUCUCAUACUCACUGAUGUACAAAGAAAGGUUCUCUAUGUAAUGGAGCUGAGACAGGAUCUGGAAAAAGGCAAGGCCACUUUCACAGCAGUGUCAGAGUUCCUUUUGACCCACCCUGUGCUCAGCUUUGGAGUCCGAGAUGUCACGCAAAGCCGGCUUCGACACACUGAGGUCCUCCCUGCAGAGGAGGACAGUGAAAGCCUGACAACAGAGGGCACUCAAGGACCUACAGAGUCCAAGUCUGGAAUACAAAUCAAACUCUACUGUGUUCACACCAAGAGUCUGCAGGAUGUCCAAAUCUGGUUUCAGCCAAACUUGGGCUACAGCUCCACAGUCUUCCUUCCUCACUCUGAUUCUCAGGAUGGCUUUGCAGGGUUUUCAGAACAUCUCACAGACCAGAGCUCUGACAAAGAAUCAGGAAAUGGCUCACAGACUGACCUGAGGAAGAUUUCAUCGCUCCCUGCUCCUACUGACUUCUUGUCAAACUCAGCUACCAGCAGCGGGACAAUGCCCAAGCUGAUGACUCCAGAUGCCUUCAUGACACCGAGCACUUCAGUACCAGCAUCUCCUGGCAGCAGUGCCAGCAGCCUGACUAUCGUGACAGCUAUCAGCAGCAAUUCUGACUCAACCAACAGAGCUAUAGAUGAUGUCAGUCAGAGCCCUAACAGAGCUGAGAACAACAGCAGUAGUAGCCUGGCACUCUCGACCUCCACCAGCAGCCCAAAAGCUGCUUCUACUGUGCUGCUGCCUGGACUAGAGAAUCUACAGGCUUUAGUGCCCCCCAGUGGUCCUCAUGCAUUUGACAGCCCUCAGGUUCUGGACUCUGCCCUUUUGCCACCUUUGGCCUCUCCAACCAGGGCUCGAUCCCCUGAUGUAAUCUCUUCAGCCUCCACUGUAAUGUCCCAGGAUAUGCCAGAGAUUGCAUCCCAGACUCUGCAGCUUCAGCGUGGACUAGUGUCCAGCUUGGAGCCUUCACCAUUAUCUGCUCUACAGACAGACAGCAUGGCUUCUGCUGCAUCUGCCCUGCAUUUACUCACCUCACCCCGUACAGCCAACAACAGCCUGAUGCCCCUUGAACUUGGUGGUGCAGAUGCACCAGUGGGUGGGGCAGUAGAGUCAGAACCUAGACUCAGCCACACCCCAUCUCUACUGGAGAAUGCUUUAUCCCAGGAGAACGCUGUGGUUGGAAUAGGAUCAGCAGAUGGAAGCAUAAGCCACACACCAUGGCCUGCUGCACCUGACAUCACUAGGGAAACUAGGAACAGUCUAAGAGACAAUGGGCUUGGAGAAUGUUCUAGAGAUCAAGAAUCAAAAGACAGACAUUUGAGCUCACCUUAUCACCGACGCUCCUUUCACCUCACACACAAUGACAGUCUGGAUGCAGGCCCUGAGCAGAGUGAUCCUGAUGAUGAGGUAGCCAGCCUGGCAUCAUCUUCAGGAAAUUGUGGGGCCCGCUCUUCUCAUAGACUACCGGUUAAGGACUGGAAGACCUCACCACGGGGCUCACCAAAACCAAAGAGGAAGGCCAAGAAAGAUGACAGUGAAUCACCGAAGGCCAGGCAAAUGGAUUCUAGUCAGGUGAAUGCAGAAGUACAGGACGAGUUAUUGAUGCUUCUGCGUAGCCAGCAAAGAGAGCUAACUGAACUGCGUGGACAAAUUGAAGCCAUGCAGAGCUCCAUUAUGUCCCAGGUUGAGCAUGUCCUGACCACCCACCAGGAACAAGAACAGCGCAGACUAGAGCGAGUUCUGACAGAAAGUCAGAAUCAUCAGCAGCAGCUUCAGGAACAACUCAGCCAGCAGCUCAGCCAUGCCCUCAGCUCAGCACUGACCAACAGAAUGGAUAAAAUACUACGAGAGGAAAUGAAGAAAACAGUCCCACAAACCAUCUCUAAAACUCUGGAGCCAGUGACAGGUCAGCUCAGCAAUACAAUCGCUGCCAAGCUCACUGCUGUGGAAGUCACCCUAAAGGAAAAUGUUAGCAAGGUUGUCAAAUCCAAAAACACAACAGAUGCCAUUGGUCGAGCUGCAGCUGAAGCGAUGCAGGGGCCCAUACAGGCUGCAUAUAAAGACGCUUUCCAAGGCAUUGUGCUCCCUGUCUUUGAGAGAGGUUGCCAGUCCAUGUUUCAGCAAAUCAAUGACAGCUUCAAACAAGGCACACAAGAAUACAUUCAACAGCUUGAGAGCCACAUGAAGAGCAGAAAGCAGAGGGAGCAGGAUACCAGAGACCCUGUGAUUGGCCAGCUCCAGCAGAUGAUUGAUGGCUUACAAAGCUCCAAUGAUCAGCUGGCCAAUAAUAUCACUGCUAAUGUCCGGGCAGAGGUCCAGCACCAGAUCCAGAUGAUGGUGGGAAAUUUGCAGGAGUCUAUUCUUAGUCAUGUGCAGCGGAUUGUAAAAGGGGAGGUGAGCCUGGCAAUGAAGGAGCAGCAGGCAGUGGUCACUUCAAGUAUCAUGCAGGCAAUGAGGUCAGCUGCUGGAACACCCGUCCCAACAGCACAUCUUGACUACCAAACACAGCAGGCCAACAUCCUUCAGCUCCUCCAGCAGGGCCAGCUCAACCAGGCUUUCCAGCAGGCUUUGUCAGCGACAGAUCUGAACUUGGUCUUGUAUGUAUGUGAGACCAUCGACUCUCAGCAGGUGUUUGGGCAGCACCCCUGUCCUCUCAGCCAGCCUGUGUUGCUGUCACUCAUUCAGCAGCUUUCCUCCAACUUAACAACCCGCUCUGAGCUUAAAAUUAGUUACCUGGAGGAUGCAGUGAUGAAUCUAGAUCACAGUGACCCCAUGACAAGAGACCACAUGGCCAUUGUGUUAACCCAGGUUAGACCAAAGGUCUUUGCCUUCAUGCAGCAGGACCCCCACAGCCCACUAAGCAAGAGGGCUCGACGCCUCAUGAUGAUGCUCCAGGGACUUGUUAACCACUAGUCCUUCAGUAGAAGCCUGCUGCAGAAGAGUCAUUUUCUAAAUAACUACAGAUUGGAAGUAUAUUUUUGUUCAGUGAUACAUUUUGGAGAGGAGAAAACAACCAGGACAACUUAAGACACCUAUUUCUUGGAUGUUGAGGAUGGAAUUUGCUGGUUGGAGGUGGAAGAAAAGACUUCAUCAAUGACAGUUCAUACCUUGUGCUUACCAAGAAAUUUCUCCAGUUCUUCUGACAAAAAGUUAAAUCAUUCUCCCUCCCUUCUUUCUCCCAGUUUUAUUUCUCUCCCAACAACGUGCACCAGUGAAGUAACAAGUUGUAUAAUAGAAACCGUUUUUGUUGGACUACUUUUGUUGUUUACAGUAACCAAUGAAAAUAGUGCUCUGGAUUUUUAAGUUAACUGUAGACUCUUCCUGGUUGUCACUUUUUCUCAUCCCUGUUUCUUCAGAUUUCCUACACCUGGCACUUCUCUGAUGUCUCUUCAUCUAAACAUGCAAAGACUUAAAGAAUGUUGGGCUGAGUGGUUCACAGAACAAAUGUUCCUUUAGUUCUUCUGUGUGCCUCUGACUGGUCUUACAAACAAGUUAGGAUUUGGAAUAUGGGUUCAAUCAACCUUGCAAAAUGCCCUAAUGUAUCUUAUGUUGGGCAGGCUCGGACAAACACAUGACAGACCAGCGUUCAACUUGGAAUUCAGCUGCGACACAGGAUUAUGCUGUCCUGGGCUGUUUUUUUUCUUCUUUAAACCAACAAAGGCAAUCCCAGCAACUGAAAGUACAUAAAAUCCAAAGCCAUGUUGUGUUGGCUGCAUACUUCCCUUUCAGUUAUUCCUUAUUAGGUUGGAGACAACAUUCUUGCCAGGCGAAAUAUUUUUUCUGCUUUGAAGAGGAACAGCAUGUUGAAUUGUUCUUCUGAAAUUUAACCUAAUUUUGGUCUGUUUUUGGAAUUAAGAAUGAAACUCAUAUCUCAUUAUCCCUUUUCUGUCUGGUUAUGUUUUCAAAAAUAAUGGUAUAAUGUAUGAAACUAAUAAGAUUAUGAAGAACUAGAAAUAACAUUUUGAAAUGUCACAGACAAUUCACAAGGUUCUGAAAAGGAGGAUUGCCUGGUAAAAUCUGAGAUGUUUGAUGCCCAAAUAUUUGUUGGCAGCCGUCCUGGUGUAAAGCUAUGCCCUGUAUAUUGAUUAGACUUCUCCAUGUUUUUUUCUGUAUGUCAGUCCCUUUUGUUAAAAAAAAACAUUUAGUAUUUGUAAGACUUGACUAUUUCUUUAAGAACUGGCAAACUAGUCAUAUUAAAUAGCAAAUACUUCCUAAAUAUUAUUGUUACUGAUUGUUCCUUUGUUUGGGUAUUCCAAGUAAUGUUUGUUAAUUUGAUGUGCAGUUGCUUCUCUCGAGCUGUAGGAGGCAGCACUUGUACUGCAGAUAUGUACCCUGCUGAAAAUUUGAAUUCAGAAGUCAUUCCUGCUCAUGUAAGAUCAGUUAUAAUAAUAACCAUUGCAAAGCUGCCUUUAGGUUUUAGAUGCACUAUUUCAUCACAUUUAAAGUGUAUGAUAAUUUGUGUACAGCUCAUUUACACACAUUAUGGAUAAAAUACAGGGUGGUCACACUGAUUUGCUGAUUGUAAAAUUAAAGUUCUGUUAAUUUGACCUAUCUAUAGAACUGUUCAGUUGGAUGUGUCUAGCAAGUGCCUUAUUGUACUACUUGUCUUACUUUAAUAGUUAACCCCCACACCAGUUCCAUUUAAGUCAUUCAGAGGUUACUGUGGGUGGCUCUUAUGUACAGCGGAGGAGAAACUGUAUUAUCUGCUUGCAAACAUUAUACUAAAAGACAGUUGAUUUUGACUAAUAUCUGAGAGCUCACAAAUAAGAGAUGAGUAUUGUGUUGAUUAUUAGCACCCAGGUCUUUCAGUUACACUCACUAGUUUGUUCUGAGUGGAGCUGUACACAAAAUAUUAUUGAGGCUAGUGUGUAAAUUACUUUCUCUUUUCAUUGUGUUGUUUUCCCUCUGCUUGGGCGGUUCUGUUGUAUCUUUUACAGUUCAUUUUAUCCUAAACAUUUUUGGAAUAAAAUAAAAGAAGA
Messenger RNA from Cheilinus undulatus (humphead wrasse), 6359 nucleotides. It is a transcript of the gene edc4, whose product is annotated as enhancer of mRNA decapping 4. The coding region runs from base 109 to 4293 and encodes 1394 amino acids. NCBI's taxonomy places the organism in Eukaryota, Metazoa, Chordata, Actinopteri, Labriformes, Labridae. The record is from RefSeq and is a predicted model, not a curated record. Gene Ontology annotation, molecular function: protein binding. Gene Ontology annotation, cellular component: P-body. The transcript has 30 exons. Gene Ontology annotation, biological process: deadenylation-independent decapping of nuclear-transcribed mRNA.